CUGUACACAAUGAAGCGUACAAAAGGGAACAAAAUGGCUUGUCUCACGCUAUAUCUCUUUAUCACCACACUGUCGAUCAGCACAUAUAUUUUAGACAGACGAGCAUAUAUGGACAGGCAACGGCAUGUCGUGUUCGUACAAAUAUCUUACAUCGUGUGGGCACAGAUGAUCCACAGCCGUCCGGCAGUAGGGGUCUCGCAUCCUCUACAGUCACUCGCUUAGCCAUGACAUAAGCAUCUUUCUUCUUCCCCGUCACAACAAACAGAAGAAUACUCCCUUGCAAGCAAAAGAGAGUUGCAGUUUCAGUCUUUUUCUUUUAUACACAUGCUUAACAGCGUAAUUAAGCUUGCAUUGCUAAUCCUGAUAAUCGAGAGCAAGCACACAUACUACAUCACAUCGCAUGUGAGGGUGUUGUACUAGAAAAGAGUAAACUUCUUGUGAGCAGCCAGUUAACUGACAUUGCAGCAUGAUGCCCAUCAGAGGUUGAUUGGUCCCUGCACAAAGGCCACACAAAACUUCCCUCCUUUCCACGAGCGCUGCUUUUUCCCUCCUUGCAUUUGCCCAUUUCUUUUGCUUUUCCCUUUGGCUUGGCCUUGGCUAACAUAGCCUCUUUGAAUCAUUCCCUACACUUCACAGCACUGCACUAAACGCUCUUUGGAGGAUCAUGUGGGCUGCUAUUACUGUGUGAGUGUGCUUGCAUGGGAGUGGGGAGCCACUCUUUUGAUGUGCCCAAACAUGAUUCCAAGAUUAUUUUUUGUACCAAUCUUGCAGCCUUCCAUUCCCAUCAACUGUUGAAGACUCCCCUAUCAUCAUCCAUCUCCUAGUUUAUUUCUAUAGGAGUGCCAAGUGUGGCAGCCUUUCUUGCAGCACUCCUUUUUGUUACUCCAAGCUUUUUCCUGUAGUUUUCUUCUCCUCUCUCCACAUUGCCACCACCAAAUCAGCUGAGAUCUCACUUUUGAUUCGGGGACUGUCUUUAAGUAGAGGCAGCCAAGCUGAGAUAUCCUCCUGUGUGUUCUCCCGUUCUUGGCAUUCGGCAAUAGGUCCCAUGAAGCCAUGAUUCCAUCAGGAGAGGCACAUCAAGACGGUUGCUAGUUUCUGCAUUCAAUUCAGGGAGGACAAUUUGCAGGGUGCCGGUGCUAAUCUGAACUCUGAAGGGAGGAGACGUGCUGGUUGCAACCUGCAAGAGGCCAAGAAGCGGCCGAGGCAGGCAGCAAUGAGCGGGAGGUCGAGGCCGUGGCCAGGGGACCCGUCGCCGGCGCCUCCGCAGCCGCCGGUCGUCGCCGCAGCGGCGGACGCGGGCGGCGAGGCGUCGACGUCGCUCAGGGACUUCGGCACGUCGAUGGACGCCAUCUCGUUCGGGUUCGCGGCCACCGCCAUCCUCGUCUCCAUGUUCCUCCUCAUGGCCAUCUUCGAGCACCUCAUCAAGCCCCACGUCUUCCCGCCCCUCGCCAGCGCGGCGCUCCGCCCCGCGCGCCGCCGCCACGGCGUCUCUCCCGCCGGCAAGCUCCGGAGCCCUCCCAUGGUGGAGACGGUGCUGCAGGCGGCGGACCUGUCGGUGUUGAUGCCGGGGCAACGGUACCCGACGUACCUGGCGCAGCCGGCGCCGCUUCCGCCGGCGCCGUGCCCGAGGGAAGGGGUGCACUGGCCGCCGCACGACCACGACGUCCACCACUCCUACAUGCCGCCAUGAUCGAGAUCUCGCGUACAAUGUUGCAGUGGAACAACAUGUUAGAGACACACGCUGUCAAACCAACCAACCGACCGAUCGAUCGAUGGAUCGAAUCCUGUUGCUGAUUGAAUUGCUGUAUAGCGGAGACGCUGUAAAUAAUAAACGCAGGGGAGAGUGACAAGAGUUGUUGGAUAUAGAUAUGGGCGUCUUGUCUUGUCCU
Oryza sativa Japonica Group (Japanese rice) is the source of this 1889-nucleotide messenger RNA. RefSeq lists its product as uncharacterized. Lineage: Eukaryota; Viridiplantae; Streptophyta; Magnoliopsida; Poales; Poaceae. The record is from RefSeq and is a predicted model, not a curated record.